This is a messenger RNA of Ilex paraguariensis (yerba mate), 2737 nucleotides long. Lineage: Eukaryota; Viridiplantae; Streptophyta; Magnoliopsida; Aquifoliales; Aquifoliaceae. The record is from the annotation of a GenBank genome assembly.
GGAAAGUGAAGGAAACAUAGGGAAAAUUUUGGGAAGAUCUCUUCAGGGAAGAAAGCGAGACAGCAUCUGCGUUAUUUUCUCCGAGUUCUUCCACAUACACAGCAGUUUCUUUUUCGGGCAUUAAUAAGGAACAAUGAAUGCUAAAACCAAGAGGAGAACAGUAACAGAGAAUGGGGAUGUGGGUGAUGACACGAUCCUUGCAACAUUGAUUGGUAAUGGUGAGGAUUUGGGUCCUAUGGUCAGGCAUUCUUUUGAAAUGGGGAAACCUGACGCCCUCUUGCAUCAGCUUAAGAAUGUCAUGAAGAAGAAGGAGGUUGAAAUAGAGGAGCUUUGCAAGCUCCACUAUGAAGAAUUUAUUUCUGCAGUCGACGAGCUUCGUGGUGUUCUGGUUGAUGCUGAAGAGCUGAAAAGUGAACUUGCCAGUGAUAACUUCAGGUUACAGGAAGUUGGGAGUGCACUUCUUUUGAAACUUGAAGAACUCCUUGAAUCUUAUUCGAUUAAGAAGAAUGUAACUGAAGCCAUUAAGAUGUCGAGGAACUGUAUUCAGGUGUUGGAUCUUUGCGUGAAGUGUAACAAUCAUAUUUCUGAAGGUCAGUUUUACCCUGCUCUGAAAGCUGUUGAUCUGGUUGAGAAAAAAUAUUUGCAGCAUAUUCCUGUUAAGGCACUCAAGAUGCUGAUAGAGAUAAGAAUACCAAUAAUAAAAUCCCACAUAGAGAAGAAGGUCUGUAGUGAAGUUAAUGAAUGGUUAGUUCACAUAAGGAGCACUGCAAAGGAUAUUGGGCAAACAGCAAUGGGCUAUGCUGCCUCGGCCCGUCAGAGGGAUGAGGAUAUGCUAGCUCGUCAGAGGAAAGCUGAAGAACAGAGCUAUUUGGGGUUAGGAGGGGAUUUUACUUAUACUUUAGAUGUUGAAGAAAUUGACGAAAAUUCUGUUCUUAAGUUUGACCUUACACCUCUUUAUCGGGCGAAUCACAUCCACAAUUGCCUUGGAAUCUUAGAGCAGUUUCGAGAAUACUACUAUAAGAAUCGAUUAUUGCAGCUGAGUUCAGACUUGCAAAUCUCCUCGGCGCAACCAUUUAUUGAAUCCCAUCAGACCUAUUUGGCUCAAAUUGCGGGGUAUUUUAUAGUUGAGGAUCGGGUCUUAAGGACUGCUGGUGGGCUACUCUUGUCUAAUCAGGUUGAGACGAUGUGGGAAACAGCUGUGGGUAAAGUGACUUCGGUAUUGGAGGAGCAAUUUUCUCACAUGGAUGCUGCGAGCCAUCUUCUCCUGGUCAAGGACUAUGUUACUCUUCUUGGGGCAACCCUUAGACAAUAUGGAUAUGAAGUCGGUCCCAUUCUUGAGACUCUCAACAGUAGCCGUGAGAAAUAUCAUGAGCUUCUUUUAGCAGAGUGCCGGCAACAAAUUACUGAUGUCCUUGCCAAUGACACGUGGGAGCAAAUGGUAAUGAAAAAGGAGUCAGACUACCAAGCAAACGUCCUGUUGUUCCAUAUUCAAACGUCAGAUAUAAUGCCAGCUUUCCCAUAUAUUGCUCCAUUCUCUUCCAUGGUACCUGAUUGUUGCCGUAUUCUUAGAUCAUUCAUCAAGGACUCAGUUAGUUACUUGUCUUGUGGGGGCCAGAUGAAUUUCUUUGAUUUCGUGAGAAAGUACCUAGACAAGCUUUUGAUUGAUAUUUUAAAUGAAGUUAUACUGAACACAAUUAGCAGUGGUACCACUGGCGUAUCUCAGGCAAUGCAGAUUGCUGCGAACAUAGCUGUUCUUGAAAGAGCUUGUGAUUAUUUUCUUCAACAUGCAGCCCAACAAUGUGGGAUCCCAGUCCGAUCAGUUGAAAGGCCUCAAGCUAGUUUGACAGCCAAGGUUGUUCUUAAAACUUCAAGGGAUGCAGCUUAUCUUGCACUCCUAAGUUUGGUUAACUCCAAGUUGGAUGAAUUCAUGUCACUUACAGAAAACGUGAAUUGGACUUUGGAUGAUACACCCCAGAAUGGAAAUGAAUAUGUAAAUGAGGUGGUUAUUUACCUUGAAACUCUGAUGUCCACUGCCCAGCAAAUUUUACCUCUGGAUGCUUUGUAUAAAAUUGGGAGUGGGGCUCUUGAGCAUAUAUCUAGCUCUAUUGUGGAAACUUUUCUUAGUGACAGUGUAAAGAGGUUCAGUGCCAAUGCAGUUAUGGGGAUCAAUUAUGAUCUUAGGACAUUGGAAUCCUUUGCAGAUGAGCGCUUUCACAGCACCGGCUUGAGUGAGAUAUACAAAGAAAGCAGUUUCCGAGGCUGCUUGAUAGAAGCAAGGCAAUUGAUAAACCUUCUGUUGAGCAGUCAGCCUGAGAACUUUAUGAAUCCUGUGAUACGGGAGAAAAACUACAAUGCUUUGGAUUAUAAAAAGGUGGCUACUAUCUGUGAGAAAUACAAGGAUUCCCCUGAUGGACUUUUUGGCAGCCUUUCAAAUAGAAGUUCGAAGCAGAGUUCUCGAAAGAAGUCGAUGGAUGUGUUAAAGAGAAGACUCAGGGAUUUCAAUUGAGGGAGCUUGAAAAUCUAUUUGAAUAAAAGUAGUUGAAUAUUUUAUUUUUUCUUUUCCUGGAGUGAAAUGGGUUCUUUAAUAUUUCUGCAUAAUUGUUUCUCUAAAUAAAUGUUUUUCAUAUUGCUUCCCCUCGGGUUGCAUCAUUUUGCCAUUCAAUGUGUUACUUCUGCAAUUUGAACUUCUCUAUCUCUGUCCCCAUUGUAAUUAAGAAUUGCAGCUAUAUCCGGGAAA